Messenger RNA from Drosophila serrata, 1326 nucleotides. It is a transcript of the gene Or67a, whose product is annotated as Odorant receptor 67a. Gene Ontology annotation, biological process: detection of chemical stimulus involved in sensory perception of smell; sensory perception of smell. NCBI's taxonomy places the organism in Eukaryota, Metazoa, Arthropoda, Insecta, Diptera, Drosophilidae. Gene Ontology annotation, cellular component: plasma membrane. Gene Ontology annotation, molecular function: olfactory receptor activity; odorant binding. The record is from RefSeq and is a predicted model, not a curated record.
AUGGGCUGCCUGAAUGGAAACUACGAAACUACGCUCAUGCAGCAGGCAAGCCUGCUAAGGCGCUUAGCUAUUUAUGAGGAACGGAAGCGCUUUAAUUUAAUGUUGGCGCAAGAUAAGAAGCUAUCCAGUGCAGUUGUUAAAGUCAAGGACACCAAAAACCAGUAUCUCACUCUGGAGGAUUUUCUGAGACUGCCUGCGAACUUCUAUCGUUCCUUGGGAGUGGAUCCCUUUGCAACUAACAGAAAUACUAGCAUCGCCUUGCAUUUAGUUUUCAUGGCCCAACUUGUCGGUCUGUCCUUGGCUAUGUACAUGCAGAUGGAGCUUGUGUGGAUCAACGAAGACUUCUUCCAGUCCAUGCAGGUCCUUGGCUACAGUACCUUCGGCAUUGCCGGAAUUCUGAAGGUAAUAACAGUGCAGCUGCGUAAGGAUAAGAUGAUCAGUAUGGUGGGACAGCUAAGGUCCUGCUUCCCAUCGCCCACAGAGGAAGAGCAAAAGCAGUACGAGGUAAAGGUCUAUCUCAGGCGAUUCCAUCGCUUUGCAAAGGCCUUUGGAGGCCUCUACCUGGCCUUAGUCAUCACCUACGAUAUAGCAGCCAUCGGUCAGUACGCCUUUCAGCGUUGGGUACUUUGUUUACCGAAUCCCACGCAAACCUUGCCCUACGUAUCCCCGUUGCCAUGGGAGUGGCGUGACAGCUGGAGAUACUAUCCAACGUACUUGAUGCAGUCAAUCAAUGGCUACUCGGCCACCGGCUACCACAUAUCCGCCGACAUUAUGAUCUUUGCCGUGGUCAUGCAGGUCAUCAUGCAUUUCGAUAGACUAGCCAAGGCUCUCAGGGAGUUCAAGUUUUGCAGAAAUGCAAAAGAGGACUUUAAGAACCUCCGAGCUCUGAUCGAGUAUCACAAUCAAGUUCUCGAUCUGACUGAUGUUAUGAACGAGAUCUUUGGAAUUCCGUUGCUAUUGAAUUUUCUGGCCUCCUCGCUGCUCGUGUGUAAUGUGGGAUUUCAACUGACCCUUGGGUUUAGUUUGGAACAUAUUAGCCAACAAUUGAUGCUCUUGACCAGCGCUCUGGUGGAGAUCUAUCUAAUCUGCUUUUUCAGUCAAAUGCUGAUUGAUGCGAGUGAACAUGUGAGUUUCGCGGUCUACGAAAUGAAUUGGUUAGAGGCGGACAUUCGCUUUCGAAAAAUGUUGGUGUUGCUGUGUCUGCGUGCCCAGAAGCCAGUUUGCCUUAAGGCCACUGUAUUCGUGGACAUAUCCAUUGGAACUAUGAGUAUUUUUCUACGAGUAUCGUAUAAAUUCUUUUGCGCCAUUCGAAGUAUGUAUCAGUAA